Xenopus laevis (African clawed frog) is the source of this 3660-nucleotide messenger RNA. RefSeq names its product tubulin tyrosine ligase like 10 L homeolog (gene ttll10.L). Bases 468 to 2771 code for a protein of 767 amino acids. The transcript has 12 exons. NCBI's taxonomy places the organism in Eukaryota, Metazoa, Chordata, Amphibia, Anura, Pipidae. The record is from RefSeq and is a predicted model, not a curated record.
AUUAGGAAAAUAAUGCUCCACCUUGUCAGGCUAGAGUUGUAAAACUCUUGUGUCCUGGCAACCGCAAGCAGGCUCUGUGAGAAAAUUAGUCCCUGCAUUUACUGAAUCUUUCAAUAACAUGUAGAGCCAGGUUAGUGGUUGACAACAGAGCAGGAGGAAAUAUUUGUCAUGUACAGGUAGUGCCUGCACAGUAGCACAUGAAGGCUGUCUAAUUACUUCUAGUUAUAGUAGAAUACAAGAUAAAGCAGCACAAUCAAGUGCCAGGCAAAACUGACAGAACUGGAGCUGAAGAAAAUCAAGGCUCUUUAUUAUUUAUGUGAAGACUCAAGUCCUGAGUCUUCCGUACCGGCAAAAGAUAAAACUACCAACACAAUGAAAUAUCUCAGCAUAAAGGCCCUACCACAAUAGAAUAAUACCUAAGUGAAUUGAAGAUUAAAAAUGGCCUGGUGUCUGUAAGCCAAGAGGAAAUGGGGCAAGAUGAAAAUAGGCAAACUCCAGAAAAGAAUGGCACACCAAGUAAUGGUGCAGGCAGAAUGGAGUGCAACACUGCAGAAGAGUCACAUGAAACACAUUUGAGAGGAAGAAUAAGGCGAAAGGCUGAUGUUAAAAAAGAUGAGAAAAAAUCAUCUCUGUCAAUACCAAAGUCCCCUAAAAAAGAAACAAUUCAAAGGGAAGUUGUAAAGUCUGCAACUAAAGUGAGAAAAACAUACAAGGAGAAGAAUUUGCCUGAUGACUCCAAGUCUAAAGAAACAGUUGAAAAGCAGAUAAAUGAGACUCGACCAAGCAGUAGGGGUGCAGAACAAAGGGAUCCACCAACAAUGUCCAAAGUCUGUGAUCUUGAGCCUUUGGGUGAGGCUAAACCUGAAGCAGCUACAGCAAAGCCAAAAAAUUCCCCUGGGGAGAGGAAGCAUGAAGAUUCAAGAGGCCCAGGCCCAUUCUUUUACAUAGGAGGUGGCAAUGGUGCACAACUUGUUAGUGCUUACUGUGCUUCCAAAGGCUGGCAACGCAUCUUUGACAGCAAAAGAGAAGAUUAUAGGCUGAAAUGGUGUGAAGUCAAGAGCUCGAACACAUAUUAUGCAUUUAAGACAGGUGAACAAAUUGUAUAUCAGAUACCCAACAACAAGCUCCUUACAAGUAAAAUUGGCCUCCUAAACAGCCUUCGAGAGUAUGAACGAGUCAUGCAGAGGCUUAACAGAACCAGGCAAGUAUUACAUUGCUAUAUUUUUAUACAUGUCUUCCAUCAGAAAAACCAACUUCCUUACCUAACUGUUGAAUGCAACAGUGCAGUAUUCUGGAAACUGAUCACGUACCAAUUUUCUAUAGUGUACAAAUACAAUACACUGUUCACUGUCGUGGCUUUUCUUUUCCCCAAUAGGGUGCUGAAAAUGACAGAUUUUUUCCCUGAAACUUUCCGUUUGGAUUUAAAGGAAGAGAGGGACACUUUCUUUUCACUUUUUAAAGAGGGAGAGACGUGGAUCUGCAAACCCACAGGACUGAACCAAGGACGAGGCAUUUUCCUGUUGAAAACCCAAGAGCAAGUCAGCGCACUUAAAUCUCAGUUCCAGGACUUGAGUGAUGAGUCUACAGUCAAAAAAUCCAGGUUUAAAUGCCCCCAAGCCCGAAUUACCCAAAGGUACAUACCUAACCCUUUGCUUUUGGAUGAGCGGAAAUUCGAUGUUCGCUCAUACAUGAUCAUUGCCUCCACCACACCCUAUUUUGUGUUCUUCAGCCACGGGUAUGUGCGACUCACUUGCAACAACUAUGACCCCAAAUCUGAUGAUCUCACUGGACACCUGACCAACCAGUACAUGCAAAAGAAGAAUCCUCUGUAUAGUGAACUGAAGGAGGAAACUGUGUGGGGAAUGGAAAGAUUCAAUAAUUAUGUGAAUGAAAAUUUUGCUUCUGCCAAGGGAUUACCCCAGGACUGGGUGCUGAACAAUUUUACGAAAAGGAUGCAGCAAAUUAUGAUGCACUGUUUCCUGUCUGUGAAGUCAAAACUUGACUGUCGCCUUGGAUUCUUUGACCUGAUUGGCUGUGAUUUCCUGGUAGAUGAAGAUUUUAAGGUUUGGCUACUAGAGAUGAACUGUAACCCAGCUCUCCACACUAACUGUGAGGUGCUAAAGGAGGUAAUCCCAGGCGUGGUCAAUGAAACUCUAGAUUUGGCUCUUGAAGUUUUCACCAAAAGUCAGAAAACCCAACAUAUUAUUCCCCUGAAUGCCCAGAACAGAUUUGUUUUAUUGUAUAAUGGAGAAAGUAAUGAACAUGUGGUGAAAUAUUCAAGGUCCAGAACUGCUAGUCCAUCUAAGAACCCAAGCCAACUGCAAACAGAAAGCUUCCGGGAGAAACCACCGAAGAACACAGAGAAAACACCUAAGAAACCAAAGGUUUCCUCAGACCAUGGGAUUGUUAAUGUAAUCAAACCAGCUAACAAGUCCAAGACUGCUCAGAGAGCAACACUGGCAAUAUCUCCGGUUCAGAUGAUUGGAAAGUUUAGUGACUUUAUACCUCAUGCCAUUAAACCUAAACACAGACAUGAAUUAAGAGCCAGCAGAAUGGAUGGAAUUCAGAAAAAAUUGGUUAUAUCAACAAAAGGUGAGACAAAUGAUACUUCUACAAACCCCAAAGCUGUAGCCAAGAUUGUCUUCUCUGGCCCUCAGCGACUCCGUAUUCUUGAAAGCAGAUCUCAUCAGUACUUAAAUAAGAGCACACAUUUUCCACAUGUAAUCUGCAGUUCCUUAGUGGACACCAAUGAAAACUCUCAUGUGGCUUAGAGCAGUCUCAGCAUGCAGCCUGAUAAUCCCAAGGCACUUGUUCUCAAAAUGGAACACAAAAGGGUGAACAUGGAGUCUCCCGGGUAAUGAAAAAGGGCUCUCAUGAACAUUAAGAACAAGAGCCUACGUAAUCACAUGGAACAUUCUCCAGAGUUGUCCCUUUAGGCACAGAUUCUCAUCCAAAACACUAAGGAACCAAAUGAAAAUCUAAAACUAAAAACUGUAUUUUGGUCAUUCUUUAACCGGUUUAUUUUUUUACUGAAUCUUAUUAUUGAAAAUAAUUGGGGGGGGGUAUACAGUAACAUUGUUGUUUAGAUAGCAAAAUGAUCUUUUGAGUUUCUGUAACAGUAUGUUAUAGAUCCCAAGUCACUUAAAGGGGAAAUUAUUUGUAUGUGUAUUUAACUAGUGUGCAGUGAUAUGAAUGACUGGUGCUAAAAAAAAGAUGCAAAGAUGCAAUGACACAAUCUAUAAGGAAGGUUUGCAAAUUGCAAUCGAUUUGAAAGAUGAGUGAUAGAUAUAUCUCCAAAAAUGGUAUACACAUUUGUAUGGUAGCCUAUUCUGCAAGAAAAAAAUUCUACAAUUCUGUAUAUUCUACAUUCUGAAAACAUUAGACUAGCUUUACUUUUGAGGCAUGUUUGCAAUUCUUCUGAAUCCCUUGAAGGUUCCUUAUUUCUCAAUAGAAAUUGACAAUAUUCUUCUUUUUCAAUCACUCAACUGAUGAUUUUUAACUGUUUUAAAUUACUAUUAUUAAUCAAAUGUUUAGUCCAAAACAAUACAUUCUCUGUUAAAGGAAAACUAUACCCCCAAAAUGAACACUUAAGCAACAGAUAGUUCAUAUCAUAUUAAGUGGCAUAUUAAAGAAUCUUACCAAACCGGAAUAUAUAUUUAA